Molecule: messenger RNA, 3409 nt
Organism: Acinonyx jubatus (cheetah)
Lineage: Eukaryota; Metazoa; Chordata; Mammalia; Carnivora; Felidae
Gene: DPH1
Product: diphthamide biosynthesis 1
Exons: 13
Coding region: 2199-3296 (365 amino acids)
Biological process (GO): protein histidyl modification to diphthamide
Molecular function (GO): 2-(3-amino-3-carboxypropyl)histidine synthase activity
Source: RefSeq, a predicted model, not a curated record
UCUAGCGCUGCCUUUUUGAUCUCCACGUGGGCAGGCCAGUGAUGGCGGCGCAGGUGGAGUCGGUGGCUGCAGAGCCCGGCGGUCGAAGCGGCCCUGGCAGAGUCUUCGGGCUCGAUCGGGAGCAGCCCUUCCUAGGAGCCUGUAGUCCUCACGCCGGAAACGCUGCCCUCCUGCCUUGGCGGGCAGACAGGCUCAGGAGGACUCACGGAUAAGGCGGACCCGACCGGGAGAAAAAGAACUGGAGCGUUGCAGCGGCCAUUCUACAAGUGGGCCCUCAGGCAGUGCUUUCAGGAAAGAAGCGGGUUUCAUUCACCAGGCACUUACUGAGGGCCCACUGAAUGCCAGGCCUCUACUGGAUGGAGGGACUAGACGACAGUCCUGCCCUCCAGGACCUCUGUCUACCGGAGAAUGCUGAUGUAAACAUAAGAUUACAGGCACGUGAUAAAGGAGGAGGAGCCUACUGGUCCUGGGGACUAAUUGAGCUACUAAGGCCAGCAGCUCCCACACCCCCAAGACCACAAGGGACUUGGCCCUGUCAGAGGAGCUUUUGUUAGGGGCCCAGGGUUCUGAGCUGGUUGUUCGAAGGCCUUCGAAACAACUGAACAAAAACGAUGGCAGGGGUAACAUUCACCUCUGGUCUCAGGAUCCCAGCCUGCUAUGCUAAUUCUCCACUGCACCAUCAUCACUACCACCAUCCAUCCACAGGCAGAGGGUGAAGGGUCAUUUCUAGGAGCAACCCUCCCACAGUAGUCAAGGGCCCUAGCAGAAGUUCUGGCACAAACUACAGGUUCAGUAAAUAUUCAUUCAAUACAUUUCUUGCCUUCCUUGUCACAUUCCCAAACUAUCUAACUAUCUGGUUCCUAAAGAUAUAAUAGGGGUUGAGCUAAACUGAACUGUGGAGAGUAGGAUGCAAAUUAAGGGCUGCAGUUUUGCUAUGGGCUACACUGUUUUCUUUAAUCAAAGGGUUGUAAUUUGCAUACCUGCAUUUGCUCCCACUAGACUACCAGCCCCUAAAGGGCGAAAUCACUUCUCUGUCUUUACCUGUUUGCCCCCAGUCCUAAUUAGAGUGUGUUCUUUCCAUCUUUCCUGGGGUGGAACUAUGGGACUAGGGAACUUGUUAAGUCAGUUAAAUGUUUGUUGUUUGUUUCCCUUUUUUAAAAAAUUUAAUCUAAUUUAAUUAUCAUUAUUAUUAACUUUAUUUCAUUUUUUUUAGAGAGUGCAAAGAGGGACAGAGGGAGAAAGAGAAUCCUAAGCAGGCCCCAUGCUCAUUGCUGAGCCAGAUGUGGGGCUCGAUCCCACAAUCCUGGGAUUAUGACCUGAACCAAAAUCAAGAAUCGGAUACUCAACUGAUUGAGCCCCCCAGGCGCCCCAUUUAUUUCUCUUUUAAAUGAGGAGAGGGAAGAGUGUAGGAAUUCAUCCGUGUAGACCUAGUCAGUGGGACAUGAGUAAAGAGAGCAGUCUUUUGGGGCGCCUUGGGAUUCUGCUGGCUUGUGAGCUCUCUCUCAAAAUAAAUAAAUAAACUUAAAAAAAUAAAAGAGGGUAGUCUUUUAAAAUAGUACUUGUAGUACUUGUAACAGUUGGCUUAUACAUCUCAUAUUUAGGACCUCAGAACUUCAAGGUGUUCUCAGGGACUGGGGGAAGAGAGACAUUUUCCCAGGGUGCUAGGGUGGCUAGGCUUUCCCUCAGAGUUGUUCUUUAUCAAGGAGCAGUUGUGUGGACUUUUUUCUGUUUGUCCUCAGUACAGUCUCCUGGUAUCAUUUCUGUUCUCCAGAGGUAAGGUAUGAACUAUGCCCCAUUCAUGGGCUUAAGUCUCUGAUUUCCAGUAAUCUCUCAACCUGGAAACUAAUUAUGCAGCUGUCUUCCUUGCUUAAUGGAUUCUCUUUCCAGCUUCAGAAUGAAUUCAGUGGGGAAGAAGGCUGGGCCAAGCCCCUUGGCAUCUGGGAUCUGGGCUUGAAACUUGGGUGGUGUUAACAGCUUAGCUGGGUCUGGCUCUGUUUUAGGCCAGGAGCCAACUCAGGCCUUGCGUUGUCCUAGGUCGAGCCCCUCGGGGACGCUUGGCCAAUCAGAUCCCCCCUGAGAUCCUGAACAACCCCCACCUGCAGGCAGCCAUUCAAGUCUUGCCUUCCAACUAUAACUUUGAGAUUCCCAAGACCAUCUGGAGGAUUCAACAGGCUCAGGCCAAGAAGGUGGCCUUGCAAAUGCCUGAAGGCCUUCUCCUUUUUGCCUGCACCAUUGUGGAUAUCUUGGAAAGGUUCACAGAGGCCGAAGCGAUGGUGAUGGGUGAUGUGACGUAUGGGGCCUGCUGUGUGGAUGACUUUACUGCAAGGGCCCUGGGAGCUGACUUCCUGGUGCACUAUGGCCACAGCUGCCUGGUUCCCAUGGACACCUCGGUCCAAGACUUCCGGGUGCUGUACGUCUUUGUGGACAUCCGGAUAGAUACUACCCACCUCCUGGAUUCUAUCCGCCUCACCUUCCCCCCAGCCAGUUCCCUUGCCUUGGUCAGCACCAUUCAGUUUGUGUCAACCUUGCAGGCAGCUGCCCAGGAGCUGAAAGCUGAGUAUCGUGUGAGUGUCCCACAGUGCAAGCCCCUAUCUCCUGGGGAGAUUCUGGGCUGUACGUCCUCCCACCUGCCCAAAGAGGUGGAGGCUGUUGUAUAUCUUGGAGAUGGCCGCUUCCAUCUGGAGUCUGUCAUGAUUGCUAACCCUAGUGUCCCCGCUUACCGAUAUGACCCAUACAGCAAAGUCUUAUCCAGAGAGCACUAUGACCACCAGCGCAUGCAGGCCAACCGCCAAGAAGCCAUAACCAUAGCCCGCUCAGCUAAAUCCUGGGGCCUUAUCCUGGGCACUUUGGGCCGCCAGGGCAGCCCCAAGAUUCUGGAGCACCUGGAAUCUCGGCUCCAAGCCUUGGGACUUCCGUUCAUGAGGCUGCUGCUCUCUGAGAUCUUCCCCAGCAAGCUUAGCCUGUUUCCUGAGGUGGAUGUGUGGGUGCAGGUGGCAUGUCCACGCCUUUCCAUUGACUGGGGCACAGCCUUCCCCAAGCCACUGCUGACACCCUAUGAGGCAGUGGUGGCCCUGAGGGACAUUUCCUGGCAGCAACCCUACCCCAUGGACUUCUAUGCCGGCAGUUCCUUGGGGCCGUGGACAGUGAACCACGGACGGAACCGCCCCCCCCAGGCCCUGGGCCGGCCGUCGCUGACGAAGAUGCAAAUGCAGGAGGAGCCCACGCGCCCUACUCCAGCAGCGGCCUGCGACGAUUGCAGCUGCAGAGAAGAAAAGGGAGCGCCUCUCAUUCCGUAGACCCUCCUUGGUCUCAGAGCCCUGCCUUCCGGAGGAGCAGCCUCGAGGCUGGUGGUUUUCAGAACAGGAAGCAGACGUUUUCAACGCCCUGAGCCAUCCCACAGUGUGCAGAG